CAAACGCGUAGCUUAUUAGAGCGCAGCCGACCGUGGUCAUCUUUUCGUCUUCUCCUCGCUGUAUUCUUUGUUUCUCACUGUGAAGAUACAAAACGACUGUGAACACACUUCUCCAUCCGAAAUCACAGCUGCUUUGUGAUGACACCCUUGGAGCAGUACCUCAAUACGUUGGAUCUGCUGCGUUUUCUCAAACAGGAACCCAGGCACUUCAAUACAACCGAUCAUGUCCCAGUAAAGCAGCGAGCACCUAUGUUUGGCCUCACAUCCAUCGACGACGACUCUUGGCUCAUCGGAGACCGUGUCGUACUCGCCCGCUCCGGCCAACCCUGGCCUAGUCAUACGCCAGGUCUCAUCAGCACCUGGACUUCGUCCGAUGGAAACCAUUAUGCCAUUUCAGACGCGCCUGUUCCGCCACCAACUUCUCGUCCAUGGGCGCCGGGCGACUCUCCCGUUCUUGCACAUCUCGCCGCAGGCGGCGGAAUUUCUAUUUCCACCGGGGAUGAUGCCGACCUAGCUCAAGUUACAAGCAAAUGCGUCUACUACAUCGGAGAUGCCUUCAUCAAGAUGCACCACACUAUACACUGCGACUCAACCGACGAGCACGUAGCCAUUAAUGAAUUGCGUCAACGCCUUCCAAACCGCACAUUCGCGCUCCCUACAGUCCUUUAUCAGGCCCGCUAUGAUGACCGCUACUUCCUCGUCACAUCGAAGGUUCCCGGUGAGACGGCCGAGCGGCUGUGGUGGAGUCUUGACGACGCCGUCAAGAAUCACUACGCAGAGCUCAUCGCCCAGGCCUGCAUUGAGGUUGCCACUCUGACCUCCAACGACCUGGGCACCGGCAUCGACGGAUCUGCUGCGGAAAACGGGCGCUUCCGGAAGUCUUUAACGCGAAAAGACAUGUCGGAUAUGCAUGCCAACUGCAGGAUGCUCAACCUCGACGUGGAAUCCUCAUUCUGCCUGUUCCAUGAAGACCUGGGGCCCACGAAUGUCAUUAUCAACCCCCAGAGCCGGGCGAUCGGUAUCAUUGACUGGCAGGCUGCCGAUUAUGUCCCUAGGGAAUGGAUUGGUAUUGCCUUUGCCCGCGCGCUGGCUAUGGUGCAAGAUCCACCUUUCCCGGAGGGCUAUGAAUCGAACGAUUACGCUAAGCGUGUGUGGGAGGCGCUGCAACGGCGUGGGUUUGGUGAUGAUGGAAGCGCUUGGCUGAGUUGGAAGAGACUUGACUGGCAAUAGAUGUAUCUUUUAUCCAUAAAGACGAUAACGUAGUCCACAAGCGAACGGGUCACCCAACCGAACGGGUCACGCCAACUAGCAAAACAUGGAAUUCAACACGAUUUCGCAACCACAA
This is a messenger RNA of Pseudomassariella vexata, 1345 nucleotides long. RefSeq lists its product as uncharacterized. The transcript is spliced from 2 exons. The record is from RefSeq and is a predicted model, not a curated record. NCBI's taxonomy places the organism in Eukaryota, Fungi, Ascomycota, Sordariomycetes, Amphisphaeriales, Pseudomassariaceae. The coding region runs from base 139 to 1230 and encodes 363 amino acids.